Molecule: messenger RNA, 7904 nt
Organism: Neoarius graeffei (lesser salmon catfish)
Lineage: Eukaryota; Metazoa; Chordata; Actinopteri; Siluriformes; Ariidae
Gene: nacc1a
Product: nucleus accumbens associated 1, BEN and BTB (POZ) domain containing a
Exons: 6
Coding region: 328-2025 (565 amino acids)
Biological process (GO): regulation of transcription by RNA polymerase II
Molecular function (GO): RNA polymerase II cis-regulatory region sequence-specific DNA binding; protein binding; DNA-binding transcription factor activity, RNA polymerase II-specific
Source: RefSeq, a predicted model, not a curated record
AGCGCGCGGCCGAACCCGGCUCUGUCUGUGGCUGAAGCUGUGCGGCCUCCGAACUCCGCGCGCGCCGCAGGACCCGCUGCAGUGAGAGAGAGAGAGAGCGGCACGCGCACACUGAACCCGCCGGCCGCGCGCUCUCCCGGUGCCGGAACGCGCCGCUGUAACCGAGGGGGUUUGGCGUCGUCGCGCGCGCACACACACACACACACACACACACACACACCCGCCUGUCUGUCUGUCUGCCUGUCUGUCUGUCUGCCCGCAGCACCGGAACCCCUGCCCGAGCAGCGCGAGGCCUCAGAUUUCCGUGGUGGUGCCGGCCGUAGCGCCAUGGCUCAGACCCUUCAGAUGGCGAUCCCCAACUUCGGCAACAAUGUCCUGGAGUGUCUGAAUGAGCAGCGGCUGCAGGGCCUGUACUGCGACGUGUCCGUGGUGGUGAAAGGCCAUGCCUUCAAGGCGCAUCGGGCCGUACUGGCGGCCAGCAGCGCGUACUUCCGUGACCUCUUCAACAGCGGCGCUGGCAGCAAGGCCCCGGCCAUGGUGGAGCUGCCGCCUGCCGUACAGCCUCAGAGCUUCCAGCAGAUCCUGGCCUUCUGCUACACGGGCCGCCUCAGCAUGAAUGUAGGAGAUCAGUUCCUCCUCAUGUACACCGCCGGCUUCCUGCAGAUCCAGCAGAUCAUGGAGAAGGGCACGGAGUUUUUCCUGAAGGUCAGCUCACCCAGCUGCGACUCUCAGGGCCUCCAUGUCGAAGAGACGCCGCCAUCUGAACCUCAGAGUCCCGUGACUCAGACGACUGCCAGCAUCUCGGCCAAUGGAGGAGGAGCAGGAGGAGGAGGAGGAGGGGUGGCGGCGGUCACAGCUACAGCCACCAGUCGCCCCGCCGCCUGCCUCACCCCGCUGCCUCUGGUGUCCCGAGUGAAGGCAGAGCAGCCUGAUGUCUCGCCCUACUCUGUGGUCUGCACUCCUGUGGCGAAGCGUCUUUGGGAGGGCGGGAGCCGAGAUGGUACCGGAGCAUCCGGAGGAUCUGGUGGGCGGAAAGCGGCACGAUUUUCCCAAGAGAUGGCGCGCAGUGGCGCGAUCCAGCCACAGGGACUGGCUGUAGGAUUGACCGUGACACCCGGAGGCCACACUGCUAACGCUAAUGGCAACGGGAACAGUUCCAGCAGCAGCACCACCCCUGAGGGCACCAGCCCCGGCACCGUGAGUGCCUACGCCAGUGACUCGCCCAUCUCUUAUCACGAUGAUGAUGAGGAGGAAGAGGCGGUGGAGGACGGUGCUGAGGAACAGUACAGGCAGAUCUGCAACAUGUACACCAUGUACAGCAUGCUCAACAUGGGCGCCACAGCAGGCGAGCGAGUAGAGGCUCUGCCGGACCAUUCAGAGACUCGGAGUCGGAUGCGAGGGCGUCAGGACCUGGCAUCUCUCCCUGCAGAGCUCAUCGCUCAGAUCGGAAAUCGCUGCCACCCGAAAUUGUAUGAGGAGGGCGACCCAGCCGAGAAACUGGAGCUCGUUACAGGGACUGGUGUGUUCAUCUCCAGAGCUCAGCUGAUGAACUGUCAUGUCAGUGCAGGAACCCGACACAAAGUGCUGCUGAGGAGACUGCUGGCUGCAUUCUUUGACAGGAGCACUCUGGCGAACAGCUGUGGGACAGGGAUUCGCUCCUCCACUAAUGAUCCGAGUCGUAAGCCGCUGGACAGCCGCGUCCUCCACGCUGUUAAAUAUUACUGCCAGAACUUUGCGACAAGCUUUAAGGAGAGUGAGAUGAACGCCAUCGCGGCGGACAUGUGCACUAACGCUCGGCGUGUGGUGAGGAAGAGCUGGAUUCCCAAACUGAAGCUCCUGAUGGCCGAGAGCGAUGCGUAUGCAGGGUUCCUCCCCGACGCCGUCAAGAUGGAGGCCGAAGCUCUGGGGGCCGACCCCACCUUUGAAACAGCCGAUCUAGAGGGCGGAGCCUCUCUGGAGACUGCCCCCUCAUCCGGUGAAUCGCUGCAGGCUGUAGCUGGAGACGCCGGCGCUCUGUUCCAGUGAGUGGGCCUGAAUGAAUAAGCCCCGCCCCGACCUGUGUCCUCAUCUCCGCCCUGCAUCCUGUCUGCAUGACUCUGUAGGUGCGGUUUAACAGAGACGCUUCUUUCUUCUUUUUUUCUCUUAUUUUAAUUUUAAAAUUUUUAUUUUUACCCCCAAAUAACCCAUUUUUUGCACAGAAGCCCGUCUGCUUCUUUACACAAUCUGUAUAUCAUGUGACACUGUUCUGUUUUUGUAAUUCACUUCCAUAUCUUGCACGCACAUAUGCGCUCGUGCACACACACACACACACACACACACACACACACACACACACUUUCCUUCAACAACACUGUAGUCAAUUAGUUGAAUGUAAACAUCAAGACUCACAGAUUGUAUUUAGACUGAGAGAGUCGUCGUCACUGUAGACAGACAGAGAGACAGACAGAGAUGUAGGCGGUUCCUCUGUUUCCAAUUUGGAAAGAAUUUAUUUUCCUCCUCCACGUUUCCUCAAAAAUUCUGAGAUUGAAAGCAGAAGAAAAAGAAAGAAUUCUGUCCUCUCUCUCUCUCUGUCUCUCUCUCUCUCUCUCUCUCUCUGUCAGUUCGCCCUGACACACACACACACACACACCCCUGGUGAUUACGGCCCGGUGAGUGAGACAGAUGAGUCGUAUUUGAGGAAUAUUUGUCCUCUUUCAGCUUCGCUGUGUGAAAUGAGAGAGAAAUUGUUGAAGAUCUUUGUGUGUUUUUUCCUCUUUGGUUUGUCGCGGAGUGUUUGAGACGUGUGCUGCUGUGGGGUUGGAGGAGGACGAGAGAAAUGAAGUUUACAGACUGAUGUCUUUCAGAAAGCUUGGUGCUCGUAUUUGAUUGGCUGUGAGAAUUCACUCCUCUGUUUAAUCUGAUUCACUGAUUCAGUUUCUGACUUGCGCUGUGUUUGUCUUUAACACACCCUCGUCCACUUCCCCUCACGCCUCUGACUCUCACACCACCAUCACUGCACUGCCCUCUAAUGCUGUGUGUGUGUGUGUGUGUGUGUGUGCGUGUGUGUGUGUGUGUGUGUGUGAGGUUUAUCUCCUUUAAACAGUGGGCUGAGUCAUGUGUGUGAUUCACUUUGAAUCAGAACUCAGUACCUGACUCCUGAAGCUCUAAUAUCACAAAGGUAAAGUGUUGAAUUGUAAAAGUUGAAAAUUGAAGUCACUUUAAAAUUUUAACUCUAAUCAAUCAGGACAGGAGGCGGGUCUCCUCACAGAUCAACUGCGUGUCUUUGAACAGAUCCCUGAAGCUCCAGUUAGCCUCCAUUUAAACCACUGACCGCACCUUUCAUUAUUUUUAAUUCUUAGUGUGUAAUUGCUCCAUUUCUACGUCUGAGGAGUUCAAUAAAAUAUUCGAUUCUGUUUUGACUUCAUCUCACAAACUCCAGUGGAGGGGGAAAGUGUCCCGGGGUGUGAUAAAGACACACUGGAGCGCAGGGUGAGAGAGAGAGAGAGAGAGAGAGAGAACGUGACCCUGUUUGGCCUCGCUGUGGCCUCCUUUCCUCGUGCACAUGUCAACACACACACACACUUCUACUUUUGUCUCACUUCCAUUGACAUAAUUAUUAUUGCAGUUAAUUAAUGCUGUGCUGCACCUCAACCCCAACCUCAGUCAUGAAAAGGGAACUUUUUGGCUCUUUUAUUUGUUUAUUUUUUUAAGUUUUGCUUAAAAAACGCAACAGCAGUUUCCUUGUGUGUGUGUUGGGGGGUCCGAAUGUCCCCACAAGGUUAAAAUUGUCAGAUUUUACUUUCCUUGUGGGGACAUUUAGUCCUCAGUAGUGUACACACACACACACACACACACACACACACACUCUUGGCCCCAGGGGGAGGGGAAAGCUGUGCUUCCUAUUGUUACAAUCACGCUGCUGUCUUAAACACAAGGGGUGUGUGUGUGUGUGUGUGUGUGUGUGUGUGUGUGUGUGUGUGUGUGUGUGUGCAUUCCUUGCACAUAGUUGGCCAUGUGCGCUUGCAUGUGGUUGACACCUGAUUGCGAUUUAAGGUGUGUUUGUUUCUCCUGUUCAGUGUGUGUGUGUGUGUGUGUGUGAGAGAGAGACUGGGCAGGGCUUUUUGGAAGCGUUACAGUUGAAAGCGUUUUGAUUUUGCAUAGCAGUGACGUGUGAAGUUUCCAUCAUGAUCAGAGCCGCAGCUCUUCCUCACGCCGUCCGGCUUCACUUUAUUCUCAUCCUCGUUCAGCACGACUUCCUGCUCCUCAUCCUCACCACUUCACAACGCUUCACUUCACCUGAUACCACAGCGGAUGAAUUCUCAGAUCUGAUUGGUCAGAAGAUGAGCAGUGUUGGUGUCGAACAGUGCGGCUCGGACCAGAACCACAGGUUUAUAUUAAUGAGCUCGGACAGUCCGUUAUCGUUUCCAUAGUAACAGCUUAUUCACAAGCACUCGUACAGUGGAUACUCCACAUAAACGGAUAAAAAUGUGUGAAAUUGUUAACAUGAAGUUCUCUGUGAGGAGAAGUGUGUGUGUGUGUGUGUGUGUGUGUGUGUGUGGUCUCUGUAAGGAGUCUCCAGUGUGAGCGCUGUGUAACAGUCAGAGGUGAAGCUGGAGCUGUAAGAUCUCAGACACCUUCAGGACAGAGGAGUUUACACUUCUGUACAGUUUCACAGGAACACGAUGGAACAAGCUGUGCUUUAUUUUUUUAUCAUAUUAACUUGGAGAGAAUAAAGAGACUGUUGAGGGAACGAGUGUUUAUCGCUGCUAUAACAUCAGUGAGAACAGGAGUGAACUCAUUUCACUGACAUUUAAAUGUAAUGAUAAAAGGAUGAAUUGAAAAAGUAGAAAUUGUAAUCAUGGCCAAAUUGGAACAACAUGCCUCAGGCCACGCUGUUACAGGAAAAUAAUCCACUUCACAUUAUUAUUAUCGUAAAUAAUCCACAGUUUGGUUUUAUUCUGCAGUUGAUUAAAUCUGAAACAUAAAAACUACCAACUGCGAUAGAAAUCCUGAGGAAUCCCCCGAGCUCAGGGCGUGUCCACUGCGCUACAGCUCUGUGCUUUGGCUCAGUUUAACGUCACAGAAUAUUUACAGAAAAAAACCUGCAACCUGAAACACACGGCAUGUUCAAGUCCCUUCCUGCAGUGAAUCAAUUCAGAGUCGAAUCCCUUUGUUCACUCAGAAUCAGAUGGAGGAAAGUGCACUCGGACCUGAGUCUGAUCACUGUGUGUUUACCUGAAUAAAGAACUGCAGUGAGGAUGAGAACGCACCGAGGUUCUGUUCUCUCUCUCUCUCUCUCUCUCUCUCUCUCUCACACACAGGCAAAAGAGCUUUAAUGUUGAAGAACUUGAGUCCUGAACUCCUCUUCACACAGGAAUCAUUUUAUUUCCACUUCCACACACUGAGGCCGAGUCCUGUUCACUAGACACAAUGACUAGAUAGGGUACAACACAUUAUACACCCUAUGAAGUGCACUAGAUGUCCAAUAAGGGCCUGUUGAAAUCAACUAUUGACAUCUUUAGGAAAAGUCAAUAACUUUAUUCAGUAUUUGUAGAAGAAAUGUGUAGAAAUUCAGUUGAAUAACUGGACUCCAUUACUUUUAAAAACAUGUCUUUAGAGCAUGAAGUCUAACAUUUCACUUCGUUUUAUAUAUCUAUAUAUUCUGAAGUGUAGUUGAAGAGUGAAAGAAAAAAUCUCAAUCCAAUUUUAAUGAGUGAUAAAAUAAAAUUAAUAGUUUUAAAAGAAUUGAUUAAAAACAAUCAUGAAGUGGCACAAAAAUAUGGAGAAGAUUCAAGAAAGGAUUUAUCCUGAGCAGACUGCGGGGUGCCAAUACAAUCGCACACUCAGUAAACUGAUCGGGGUCAAUAAAUUUAUUCACAUUGUGAUUCUCCAAAAAGUCCUUAUUGUCCAAAACAAGUCUCCAAAACACCUUUUAGUGGUACUCUGUGUGUGUGUGUGUGUGUGUGUGUGUGUGUGUGUGUGUGUGUGUGUGUGUGUGUGUCAGAAAGGUAAAUGGAGCUUUGCACCUUCUUUUGUAGACUGAACUUGUGCGUUUUGCACCUUCUUUUGUAGGAGACUGUGGAUUUUGUGCACCUUGUUUUUGUAGCGAAUCCGACUUUUGGAAUUUGGGAAUAAGUGUGUGACGGAGGGGGCGGAGCCUGUCUGACCCAUGAUGAUGUAAAUAUUGCUGAGGCUGUUGAACAGAUUUUUACUGAGUUUGUUUUUUGUUUUCUCCCCCAGUGUAAUGAUCUGAGCUCGGUGGAGAUCUCUGAGCGCUGAUGUAGACGAAUUUUCACACAUCUUUCUUUUUAGUGUUUCGUUUCGUUCAGAGUCUGAGUUUAACCAGAGUUCGCGCUUCCCAGAUCAGUAAUCACACUUUAGUCCCCCGAAUAAAACUGUACAGCAAGAAAACAGCUGCAUCCAGAUGUGUCAUUAGGGUUAUAGAAUAGCACAGCUGUUUGUUUAUUUUUUGUUGUUGUUGUUUUUGUUUAACAGUAAACAUGUGGUCUGUAACUAAUCCGCAGUGAGAGUGGAAUUGCCAAGUUUGUUUUUUGUAAGAAUAGGAAAAGCAGAAGUGUUCAGCUGUUUGAGGUUUUUUUUUAUUAUUUGUUGAUAAUUUUGAGGAUCAGAGGCUGUUUCUGGGGCCUCCAUUUUGAUUUUUACACACACACACACACACACACACCCUGCAUGGCUCACACACGCCCCCUGCUGUACAGUCUCGUGCACUACACACAGUGGACUCCGGAGGGCGCUGUGUUCACUUUAACAGAUGUUACACAGAGGAACUUGUUAGAUUUCUUCUUUGUUUACAUUAUUUUGAGGGAAAAAAAUGAUGUUGCCUGAUGUUAUGGGUUUAUUUUAGUUUUGUAAAGUUGCCUAAAGAGUGUGUUUUUAUAUGAGAGAGGGACCAGAGUCGUGCUGCAAGCGUGUCAUUUUAUUACUUUAUGGUUUUUACUGUCUGCUCGAGUCUCCGUGCCUCAUAAUGCACCUUUUUAUUGGGGAGGGGUUUGAUUUAAUUUUAACGUUCCUGAACCAUGGCACCUUGAUGACGGCGUCUGCGAGGCCGGAGACUGAAACAGUGUGAGAGUUUACUGACCCUUCAGCAGUGUAUUCUGAACCUAAACCCCGCCCCUUUUCCUUUUUUAAAAUCCAUUCUGGGCUGCUGUGCAUUCUGGGACAGCGAGUGAGGACUGGGUGGUGUGUUUAUCAUGUCUCACACACACUCGUCUCUGCAGUACCUCUUCUGUUCCCAUGUACCUCAGAAUCCUGCCUUUAACCAGUUUUCCUCAGCUUGCAGUCGGAGUGAUGAAAUCGACAUAACUGACAUUUUGUAAUAAAUAAAUAAAUAAAUAAAUCUACUGGACGGUGGAGACGAGGACGACGUGUACAGAUGCAGUGAGACGUGCUGAGGUUUAGGGAUCAGUGAUAAUUCACCUUCAUCUGCACACAAGCAGGAGUGUAAACUCUUUUUCUAAAAAAAUAUAUAUAUCAAUGCAUUGCUGCGUGUUCACUUUCUGUAACUUCAUACCUGUACAAUACAGAAUGAUCCAUACAUAUAAACAUACAGAAAUAUAUAUAUAAAUAUAUACAUACUGUACAUUCUAUAAAAGAACUAAUGAGAUUUACUGAUUGUUCGUCGUGCACUCACAGCAUGAGUUGUAACCCAGAAGCUGCUUCGAGUCCAGCGCAGCCGUGUCUGCCCCCUCGCCCACCCCCGCCCACCCGCCGUGCCCACACAGUGACCCUGUAAUGCCCGUGUCCCAUCAUGCCAUUCAGUCUGUGUUCAGAGUGCCAAUAACUUUGUGAAUCCCUAACUGUGACCCAAUAUUAUCAAAGUAUAAUUGCACAUUAACUACUGUAAAGAGAAAAAGCAAAAUUGAAAGAAAACAUCUGGAUAUCUUAAUAAAAAACUUUGUAACAAA